Messenger RNA from Pangasianodon hypophthalmus (striped catfish), 3282 nucleotides. RefSeq names its product dishevelled segment polarity protein 3a (gene dvl3a). Gene Ontology annotation, cellular component: cytosol. The record is from RefSeq and is a predicted model, not a curated record. Gene Ontology annotation, molecular function: frizzled binding. Gene Ontology annotation, biological process: canonical Wnt signaling pathway; intracellular signal transduction. Bases 447 to 2420 code for a protein of 657 amino acids. Lineage: Eukaryota; Metazoa; Chordata; Actinopteri; Siluriformes; Pangasiidae. The transcript is spliced from 15 exons.
CUCUCUCUCUCUCUCUCCUCAAUCAGAGCAAUAGAAAAGCAGGAGCGAGCUUUAGUGCUGGUGAGGAGAAAGAAAGAAAGAGAGAGAGAGAGAGAAAGGGAGGAAAAACCCAGCACGGGCUUGUUUAGUGUAGGUAGUGUGGUGUUAGUGGUGUGUGUUAGUGGUGUGUGUGAGUGUGUGUGAGUGUGUGUGUUGGUGAGAGAGUGCGGGAGGGAGAUGAGGGCGCAGAGGAGCGCCGGGACGCGGGGGUAGAGCUGCUGUGCGCGUUAGAAGGUUUCCUGGCAACUCCGGGGGAAGAAAGAAAGCAAGCAAGCAAGAGCGCGCGCGCGAGCAGGAAAAGUCGGGGUGUGUGUGUGUGUGUUUCUCAGCAGGAGAAGGAGAAGCGAGCCCGGGUGUUGGAGGGGCACUGAUGCCCACCGUGUCCUGUCUCUCCCCGGCUCUCUGCCAUGGGGGAAACUAAAGUGAUCUACCAUCUGGACGAGCAGGAGACUCCGUACCUGGUGAAGCUUCCCGUCCCCGCCGCCGCGGUCACGCUGUCCGAGCUGAAGAAUGCCCUCAAAAAACCAAACUACAAGUUCUUCUUCAAGUCCAUGGACGACGACUUUGGGGUGGUCAAGGAGGAAAUCACGGAUGACAAUGCCAAACUGCCCUGCUACAACGGCCGCGUGGUGUGCUGGCUGGUGUCGGCUGACGGCUCGCACUCGGAUGGAUGCUCGGUGGCAGAGAGUCAGUCGGAGCGGCCGCCGUCGGGGGAGAGAUCUCAGGGCAUCGGAGACUCCAGACCGCCGUCGUUUCAUCCUAAAGCUGCAGGCAGCCGACACGGUGCAGACGAUGAGACGGAGACGGAUUCGGUGGUGUCGCACAGGAGGGAAAGAGACAGACCACGCAGGAAACAGUCGCAUGAUCAUUCAGGUGCGAGGAUGAACGGUUACUCCCGAGUGGGCAGAGGGAUGGAGCUCGGAGGCUACGACGUCUGUGACAGUCGCUCGUCCCUCAUGAGCAGUGAGCUGGAGUCCAGCAGCUGCUUCGACUCGGAUGACGACGGAUCCACCAGCCGUUUCAGCAGCGUGACUGAACAAAGCGGCUCAUCGCGCAUGAUGAGACGACACCGGCGCCGGAGAAGGAAACCCAAACCCCAUCACAUGGAGAGGUCGUCGUCUUUCAGCAGCAUUACUGAUUCCACCAUGUCCCUGAAUAUCAUCACAGUCACAUUAAACAUGGAAAAGUACAACUUCCUGGGCAUCAGCAUCGUGGGUCAGAGCAACGAGCGAGGUGACGGCGGCAUCUACAUCGGCUCCAUCAUGAAGGGCGGAGCUGUGGCAGCUGACGGACGGAUCGAGCCGGGUGACAUGCUGCUGCAGGUGAACGAUAUAAACUUUGAGAACAUGUGCAACGACGAUGCGGUGCGGGUGCUGAGGGACAUCGUGCAUAAACCCGGACCUGUCUCUCUGACGGUGGCCAAGUGCUGGGAUCCAAACCCUAACAACUGUUUCACUCCCAGGAGUGAGCCCAUUCGUCCGAUCGACCCUGCAGCCUGGGUGUCUCACACGGCGGCCAUGACGGGGAUCUACCCUCCCUACGGCAUGAGCCCCUCCAUGAGCACGGUGACCUCCACCAGCUCCUCCAUCUCCAGCUCCAUCCCCGAGACCGAGCGGUUUGAUGACUACCACCUGUCAGUCCAUAGCGACAUGGCAACCGUUGCCAAGGCGAUGGCCUGUCCUGACUCAGGGUUGGAGGUUCGAGACAGGAUGUGGCUGAAGAUCACUAUAGCCAAUGCCUUCAUAGGUUCAGAUGUGGUUGACUGGCUCUUCCAUCACGUUGAGGGUUUUGCCGACAGAAGAGAAGCUCGGAAAUACGCCAGUAACCUGCUGAAGGCCGGCUUCAUCCGCCACACCGUCAACAAGAUCACCUUUUCCGAGCAGUGCUACUACGUGUUCGGGGAUUUAUCUGGCAAUAUGGCGCACUUGUCCCUGCAGGAGCACGACGGUUCGAGCGGAGCGUCUGAUCAGGACACACUCGCUCCCCUGCUCCACCCCGCCGAGGCUCCGUGGCCCAGUUUCCCGUAUCAGUACCCGCCCUCGCUGCACGACGCACCUCACCAUCACGCUGAGCCGGGCGGCGGGAGCGCCGGGAGUCAUCACAGCGAGGGAAGCAGCGGUUCGAACUGCAGCUGGAGCAGAACGGAUGGAAAGACGGCAGCGGCGGGGAUAAACGACGUAACCGACACCCUGGAGUUUGACUUGCGUAGGGAGCGAGCACCGAGUGAGGGCAGCAUCCGCAGCUCACGCUCUCACUCUCACUCUCACUCCUACAGCGGCGUGUCUGGGGCACGUCAUCUCGCCCACGUGCCCUCUGAACUCUCGGGCUCACGCCGCUCCUGCCUCACCGCCAACGGAGAGCUGUUCGUUGACAUCAUGUGACCACGACUGGAUUGUGAACUACAUUAAGACCAUGUUUUCUUUCUUUCUUUUUUUUUUAUUUUAAAAUAAAGAAUUGCAUUUAAAAUAUCAGAAUAGUACAAACUGUAACUCAUAGCCCUGAAACAUGGAAACUAGGAUCUUUUUUUUUUUUUUAAAUUAACAUUAGGCUAAAAAUGAAUGGAAAUAACAGUAGAAUACAAAGCCCUUUUUUCCCCCCGUUUUUUUUUUUUUUUUUUUUUUUUUAAAAAUGUAUAGGUAGUAGGCACAUGCCGAUAAUCUCUCGUACAAUAUAUCACAAUGCUGAACUUUCUAAAAUUGUCACUCUUUGUGUCUUAUACGAGUGCCUAAAUAUUCAGGGUUUCUAGGUAUCUUUUGUGUGUUUGAGAAAUUUCAGUCCACAUGAGCGGUAAUAUUUUAGCAAUACAGAGUAGUUUUUGUUUUUUUUGUUUUUUUUUUUUGGUAAAAAAUACAAUAUCACGAUUUCAUAAACAUGCCUCAUAGGUAGUGUGUUUUAAUUUCAACAAUUAAUUUUAACUCUCAGUAAAGGAAUAAAACAGAACUUUAAAGCAUAUUGUUAAUUUUUAAUUAGAUUUAGAGAUGAGAUUUUGAGACGAAGGAAACGGAAAGCUGAUGUCAGUAAUUCAGAGAGUUUUUAGCUGCAAGGGUUAAAUAAAUGUCCUCUAAUUAGGCAUGUGCCGAUACUCAAUCAAGUUAUUCAAUAUGGACUUUAAAAUAUCGUCAGUGAGAGACUGGAUUACAUCUCUCGUCCAAAAAUCUUGUAGAAAAUGUUUUCUGUUUAUCCUGAAUUUCAUCCUGCACUAAAUCUGCAACUUCCAAAAAAAAAAAAAAAAAAACCGCAGAA